Messenger RNA from Eurytemora carolleeae, 1147 nucleotides. RefSeq lists its product as uncharacterized. Gene Ontology annotation, molecular function: sodium channel activity. Lineage: Eukaryota; Metazoa; Arthropoda; Copepoda; Calanoida; Temoridae. The record is from RefSeq and is a predicted model, not a curated record. The transcript has 14 exons. Gene Ontology annotation, cellular component: membrane. Bases 103 to 1095 code for a protein of 330 amino acids. Gene Ontology annotation, biological process: sodium ion transport.
UAGAUAGGGUUAUAGUUCCUGUCUUACUUAGAUACCUCGUUCCUCCACAGUCUCCUGGAACAAUAUAUAGGACCGACAUCUGUUGAGAGUGAAGUGAGACCUAUGGAGUUGGCGCUAGCCCCUGAGUUCACAAUAUGUCCUGCAGGAGAUUUUACAUUGAAUACCCUUAAAAAGUUUGGUAUCUCACACUUUGGUCCUUGGAAGCAAAAUAUAACAAAUUUUAAUAAUUUGACCGAGGAACUACAAGUUCAAAAGCUGAUGACUCUAAAGCUAAAAGUGAUAAUGGACAAGAAGAUGAAAACAUUUAAGUUUCGGUUCAACAGAAUAACCUGGGAUCCAAAAUGGACGGGUUAUAUACCAGCAUUAUGCUUCUCAGGAAAACUAGAAAGUAGCAGUUUUCAACUGUUGGGUUACAGUAAGGACUCCCCAAUCCAGGUGUUUGUUCGACGAAUGGCAUUUCAGAUGAAUUCAACAUUUCCCUUUCUACUUUACUUAAGGCAUCAAAACCGGUUUCUGAAGACAGUGUCAAGUGGUACACGGUAUCUAUCAGAUCCUAGCGGUGUCAAGGUGGUUGGAGUAGACGUGGAACAAUUCUUUGACAUCGUAAAACCAGGAGACCCGACUUCUUGUUCUAAUAUGUUUGAUUAUGACAAGUGCGUUGAAAAAACAAGAAUGGAAAAGCUCCUGACUGAGCACACCUGUCAGAGUCCUUUCUUUAAUUGGUUUAAUGACACACAAGUAACCUACUGUAACACGUCAAUGAAUGACCCCCUGACAGAUCUUGAGGAUGAAAUGCUGUAUAAUUGUGAGAGCUACUGUGGACAGCCCUGUAAUGUAACGAGGAUAUCAACUAUAUAUUAUGAGGACGACCCUAAAAGUACAAUGGAGAAGAAUACAAUAGUGUUAGAGCUGCCAGUAAACCUACGGAUUCAGAAAGUUGUUGUCAUGUACGGAGAAAUCGAUCUGUUAUCAGAUUUCGGAGGUUUCAUGGGUCUAUACAUUGGGGCUUCACUCAUGACAGUUCUAAUUGGAGCAGUGGAUGUAUCUGUGGUGGGGGUCAGGAAACUUAUCGAGAUUUGUGAAAAGUAUUUUUAAACACAUUUAAACAUUUUAAUUGGAUUAAUUAAAAUAAAUGUAAUUAAUUAUA